Glarea lozoyensis ATCC 20868 is the source of this 393-nucleotide messenger RNA. RefSeq lists its product as uncharacterized. The coding region runs from base 1 to 393 and encodes 130 amino acids. Lineage: Eukaryota; Fungi; Ascomycota; Leotiomycetes; Helotiales; Helotiaceae. The record is from RefSeq and is a predicted model, not a curated record. The transcript has a single exon.
AUGUCUUCCAACAAGCAGCAUGCCUCCACUCCGGAAACAGAGUCACCUCUCUCAUCAUCCACCCUCGUUGGUAACAAAGAGCGAGAAAUAUACGCAGAAGAUUACCCCGGCUGUGUAAUCAAAAUGCACGGCGGACACACGAUCGAAAAAGUCUUUUCAAAAAACAAAGAGAUAUCCUGCUUAGAGUACGUCUGCUCAAAAUCCGACGGUCAUAAAGUCAGCAAGAUAGAUAGUGUUCCUGUGGAGGACGAGAAGAAAGUCAAGAAGUGUCCUGUAUGUCGCCGUCCGGGCCCGGCCCGGUACGUUGUAAAGUGUGCAAGAAUGGACAAUGGUGAAGCUGGAUGGCUCUUUUCCAAAGAGAAAUUAAAAUACCUUGAGCUUGAGAGUAUUUAG